CAACUUCAUGCCCUUCUGGCUGGUUCUGGUCAUGGACAAGCCGUUAAUGUUCUACUACUUCUGCCCGUUGAUAUCCUUCUGGUUCUUCUUUGUCUACUUCUCCAUGUUCAUCAUGAGCAACAGAAACGCCAGCCACCCCUUCAUGACCAAGAAGUUUGUCUGCAUCUUCGCCUUCGUCCUCCUCUUCUGGGUGCGGUUUCUGCCCGGAGACAAGAGUCUGUUUGACCUCAUGUUCGACUACCCUUCACCGCUGUACUAUCUGAUCCAGGAGAACGGUUCGGUGGCUGAGUGGGCGUUCAGGUCAUCGCUGGACAAGUAUGCCGUGCCCUGUGGCAUGCUGACGGCCUAUGUCUACAUUAGACUAUCGAGCUCCGGCGAUAUCAGGGACGGGUCCCGCAAUGACAACCUGUUCAAAAGCGGGACGGUCAAUGCGGUUGCGGCAGUGGGCUCCGUGGUGUUGCUGGGGGCGUACACUAUGUUUGCGACCACGUGCGUGGACAAGAAAGAGUGCAACAGCUGGCACACGGUUGCCUCGCCACUGAUGAUUGGCUCGUUUGUGCUACUGCGGAAUGUAUACGGCCCCUUCCGAGGGGUAGUGAGUCGGUUCUUCUGCUUCAUGGGCAAGAUUUCGUUGGAGCUGUUUCUGCUGCAGUGCCAUGUGUGGCUGGGAAGUGACACCAAAGGACUGCUGGUGAUCAUUCCGGGUGCGCCUGUCCUGAAUGUUGUGGUGACGUCCCUGGUCUUCCUGUAUGUGAGUAUACUGAUGCACGAUAUAACGGGUGCGAUUGCCGGUGUGCUGCUGCCGAGCAAUUUGGAGGGCAGAGCCCUGUAUAUGCGGGUUGGGGGGUUUGUAGCCUUGUGUGUGGGUCUGUACUUGCUCUAGUAGAUAUAUAUCCACGCACGUAGGUUGGAUGUGUGUAUGUACACAUGUGUGCUGAGGUGUAUGGCUGUGUAUGCCAGGUUAGAUAUGGGUGUAGAUGUGCAGUAAUAUAGCGGUUGCGGGAGGACACUCUUAGGAGCCGUUCCACAUAUCCCACGGGCGAGCUCUGUGGGGCUCUGUGUCUGGGCCAAUAUGCGAUCCAAAACACGCCAACACCACGCAUAUGUAUGCACUUGUACGCUUAUGUAUGUACUUGUACGCAACGUCGAUGGCAGAGCACACAACACCACACAUAAUAUACUUAUACGCAUAUGUCGACGUAUAUCGAUAUAUUUCGAUUGCGGGAGUGCUACUGACACAUAGGCUCUAGGCAGGGUCAGAUACGUAUGGCUGAUGCCUCAUCUGUGCAUCUCUGUGUGCUCGAAUGAGCGGGCUACGCUGGGCCACGAGGGACCAAGAGAUACGUAACAGUUCGAUACUACAGCAAUCCGUGGGGCAAUCGUGUGCACGCACUAUGUAUAUACACACUAUGCUCGUGCGUCGCUGGACCCUAUUGGUGCAACUGUGCCGCAACGCCGCAUAUGCAUACACAGACAACCCUUGACACACGCGUGAGUGUACAUGUACCGAUACACACAUGUGCUUCGAAGUACAUAAGCUUCUGCAUAGGUAUAUGGGGAUGUGGAUGGUGGCUGCGAGAUCCUAGUCUACCCUGUUGGUCCUAUGAGGGGUGGACCAGACUUUACUUUGGGGCAGGCUUGGAGGAGUACCGAACAGCUGCACUAACCCGUCAGUGUGCGGUGCAGACUAUUCACCUACGGGUGUAGUCUAAUGAGAGCAUGGCCGCUAAACAAGCGCAGCCACACAUGGGGACGGUGUCAGGGAUGUGCUGAGACCUACACAAACUAUGUACGUGAUGAGGAGGACGCGCAAACUAUGGUAGUGCCGGGGGGGGGGUGUUGUGGGCAAAAUUAUCUGGUAUUCGCCUGGAGUGUGUUUCCUGAUACUAUCCUCGAGUGCACCUCCGUACACCUCUGCAAACACCACGCUAUGAGCCUGUCACAACUGCAGCAGGUUGCGAUGCGGUCCUGUCGGAGUGCGUGCACCUAUCCCCAGCAUUCGGGUGCAUAGAGCCGUGGCUGACUAUGCUGAGGCAUGGCUCGUGGCAGAUUGGAUAGGGGCAUAUGAAGCAAGAGUUCUAAACUUCUAUGGUAGUGAUAGUACACAUUAGAAAUGGUGUGGCUAUGGCGUUGUGAAGCGGAGGUCUUAACACGAGAGAGCGAGAGAGAGAGAGAGAGAAAGUACCGAACAUCUCCAUGGUUACGCGAGCUUCAGUGCGCGUGGGUGCAUAUCUCGCGGCUACAAAAACGUGCAGCGCGCAGGAGUGCUGAUUGUUAAUCCGAACGAAGCUACUGACGUGUACGAACGAGUACCAAACUGUGCUGGUAAAGCGGGCCAAAUAUUAGUUAUUAGGUAGUAUGUAGUGCUAUGUAGCGAGUUAAAAUAAUAAGGGAUGUCGGUUGAGGGUGGCUAACGUGCAAGAGAUUAAAGUAAGACAUACGGCGUCAAGCAAUAAUCCAGUGUAUACUUGUACGGUGCGGCGCAGAAGCUUCCCACAAUGUCUGUGCUUAUUGAAAUCUAC
Sphaeroforma arctica JP610 is the source of this 2522-nucleotide messenger RNA. RefSeq lists its product as hypothetical. The record is from RefSeq and is a predicted model, not a curated record. The transcript has 5 exons. NCBI's taxonomy places the organism in Eukaryota, Ichthyosporea, Ichthyophonida. Bases 8 to 883 code for a protein of 291 amino acids.